Protopolystoma xenopodis is the source of this 783-nucleotide messenger RNA. The record is from the annotation of a GenBank genome assembly. NCBI's taxonomy places the organism in Eukaryota, Metazoa, Platyhelminthes, Monogenea, Polystomatidea, Polystomatidae.
AUGUGUUUGUGUCUGUAUGUCUGUGCUGGCAGCCAGGCCGGUUCAAGGUCUACAGAUCAGGCCAGAAGGCCGCUUUUUGGCCAAGAGUUGCUAAGGCUGUUGCCAAUGCUGCUGCCGAUGCUGGCUGCAAAUUGGACGACCGAGACAAUCGCUGGUUGGGCAAUCGUGUUGUCCUCCCGAGCCAGUUAUCCCGCUUGUGGCACUUCGCUUCGGCCCAUCACCCAGCCGGCUCUGCGAGGCAGCCUCACAGACUGUGGGUCGGAGCGGUUUCCACGCGCCCUGUCCCCAGACGACCGCCUUCGUGGGCAUGGACAGACUGGCAGAGCAAUACCGCCUCAGAUGGUGCCAGUUUUGCAUCGUUUCUGCGAGUGGGCCGACUUAAAUGGACCGGGAAUUAUGACGAUUCGAUCGAGAGAAACGGAAAAAGCAGGAAUAUACGAGAAAAAGGAGGAGACUACAAAAAGCAUAGGCUGGAAGCGGAGGAGGAGAGAAGAUAUUGAGACGCACCGACCAACUACCUCCCAAAGAGGCUGUGAUCCAAGUUUAAGGGCAAACAUGAACAGGGCAAAAAGCGACAGACACAGGCAAACAUGCAGACGAGAAGAUCGAAGAACAGGAAACAGACUGGCUGACCGGAGGCAUCUGCUAAUCAUUGACCUUCAUCUAGAGACCCAAGGUCUUGCCAAUUCAGACUGCCCCAUGCGUCUUGACGUUCCUCUUCUUCUCUUGCGUCUUUUUGUCGAUAGACAAAAAAGGACUAUGAACAAAAGCCUGAGGUGCUAG